Molecule: messenger RNA, 1341 nt
Organism: Aspergillus heteromorphus CBS 117.55
Lineage: Eukaryota; Fungi; Ascomycota; Eurotiomycetes; Eurotiales; Aspergillaceae
Product: SOS response-associated peptidase
Exons: 2
Coding region: 303-1214 (303 amino acids)
Biological process (GO): DNA damage response
Molecular function (GO): single-stranded DNA binding
Source: RefSeq, a predicted model, not a curated record
UCCAAACCCAAGGCAUGCAGGUCGACGAAGUCCCCGACGACGACGAAGUGCGCGAAACGUUCAACUUCGCUCCGGGGUACAAUGGCGCCGUGUACCGCGCGGAUAUAUCGCCCCGUCCUGGCAACGAAGGUGUGUAUCGUAUCUAUCUACUAUCUACUAGUUAUCUGUCUGUCUGUCUGUCUAUCCCGCUUACUUAACGAUGGGAGCUAGAACACGCGACAGUGACAGACGGAACGGCACAAACCUCAGUAUCCCCAAAAAAGAAAAAAGAAACAGCAGAACCCCGGUACAAAAUCCAAAGCAUGCGCUGGGGCCUCGUGCCGUUCUGGACGAAGCGCAGCCCGGACUACGGCUUCCUCAUGCGGACGAUAAACUGUCGGAGCGAAUCCCUCCUCGACGACCGGGGGAUGUGGACGUCCAUGAAGCGACGGAAGCGGUGCGUGGUGGCGUGUCAGGGCUUCUACGAGUGGUUGAAGAAGGGCCCAGGGGGGAAGGAGAAGGUCCCGCAUUAUGUGAAGCGGAUGGAUGGCGAGUUGAUGUAUUUUGCGGGGCUGUGGGAUUGUGUGGAGUAUGAGGAUUCGACGGAGCCGCUCUACACGUAUACGGUCAUCACGACGGAUUCGAAUCCACAGCUGCAGUUCCUGCAUGAUCGCAUGCCGGUCAUACUGGACACCGGGAGCGAGGCAAUGCGCGUUUGGCUGGAUCCAGGGCGGACGACCUGGUCGAGGGAGCUGCAGGCCGUGUUGAAACCGUUUGAAGGCGAGCUGGAGUGUUAUCCCGUCCCGAAGGAGGUCGGGAAGGUGGGCAAUAACUCUCCGGAUUUUGUGGUCCCCGUGAGCAGUAAGGAGAACAAGGGCAACAUCGCCAAUUUCUUUGCCAAUGCGAACAAGGGGGGUGCGGUGAAGAAGGAAGACGUGGUCAAGGAUGAACAAGAACACAGAGAGACGAAGGAUACGGAGUGGAGUGAGGAUAAUGCCCCCAAGCCGGUGUCUGGGGUAAAGAGAGAACUUUCGGAUGAGCCCGUGGCGGAGGAUCUCAAGAAACAAAAGACUGGUCCUAGUAUGACUUCCCCGAAGAGUGUGCAGCCCAGCCCUUCGAUAUCGGGGGUACAGCCGAAGAAGAUGCGCAGUGCCACUCGUAAUAACAAGCCUGUGAAGACCCCGGAGAAGAAAUCGACUGGAACCCAGCCCAUCACGAAGUUUCUUCACAAGUAAGAUUGAACAUGACAUCAGAAUUGCACGCUCUGGCUGGAUCGAGGGCUGCCAUUUUCGGUAAUUUAGGCAUUUUCCAGAUUGAUAACUGCCCAGCAGUUUAAUGGGAGCCAUUUCCAAGUAAUAAUAC